This is a messenger RNA of Osmerus eperlanus (European smelt), 3303 nucleotides long. It is a transcript of the gene cdr2l, whose product is annotated as cerebellar degeneration-related protein 2-like. Lineage: Eukaryota; Metazoa; Chordata; Actinopteri; Osmeriformes; Osmeridae. The coding region runs from base 478 to 1953 and encodes 491 amino acids. The transcript has 7 exons. The record is from RefSeq and is a predicted model, not a curated record.
UCCAGAAAUUAUGAAAUAGCUACGCAUCUGUUCCGUCUGUUGGACCGAACAGAUAUGAGAUGUGCCUUUACAUCGGACGUACUGUCGGUGCCGUAUGGUUGGCACCAUUUAAGCCUAUUGAACAUAAAGAGGCUGAGGACUAAUCAACGACACUUGUAUCCCCUCGAUCCAACUGUUUUUAGGUCACGGUUUCCCACAGCUCUGUCGAGUGCGGCCCAAAAAAGAUGAAAUGAUUCGUCACACAGAUUAGAAAAAGGGAAUUUUUUCAGAACGUUGAGCAGCAGGUGCAUGCGCGUGGGGGGCGAUGCAGGGCAGCCCCGCUACCGACUGUAAACGAGUCCGCUGAAAGGGUUACAGUUCUGGGAGGCUGCGCCCUUCGAGAUCUCUAUGUGCGUUUUCGCUUCCGGGCGAAGCCCAUCGCCAGAUUUUUCAGAGCCGAUCGCCGGUCAUCGUUCACAACAGUAGACCCGGGCACCGAUGCUCCGUGCAGGAAGGAUGGAGGAGUUUGUAACGGAGGAAGAGGAACCAUGGUACGAUCAACGGGAUCUCGAGCAGGACCUGCACCUGGCAGCAGAGCUGGGCAAGACCCUGCUGGAGAGGAACAAGGACCUGGAGGACUCCCUGCAGCAGAUGUACCUCACCAACGAGGACCAGCUGCAGGAGAUAGAGUACAUGUCCAAGCAGCUGGAGAUGCUGAGGGAGAUGAACGAGCAGCAUGCUAAGGUGUACGAGCAGCUGGACGUGACAGCCAGGGAGCUGGAGAUCACCAACGAGAAGCUGGUGCUGGAGAGCAAGACUUCUCAGCAGAAGAUCGACAGGUUGACAGGCACCAUGGAGACACUGCACAGCCAGGUGGAGACUCUGACAGCCAGAGUGGAGGAGCUUAGGACCCUGGAAGAGCUGCGGGUUCGCAGAGAGAAGAGAGAGAGGAGGAAGACUGUUCACUCCUUCCCCUGCAUCAAAGAGCUCUGUACCGCGCCUCGGUACGAGGAUGGCUUCCUAUUGGCCAACCCGGGCAGCGUGGACCUGGUGUCGUCGGACCGCCGCCCCCUGGACGAAGAGAACGACCGCCUGAGGGGCGUGGUCUCGUCGCUGCGCGCCACCAUGGCGAUGGAGCGUGGGCGGCGCGAGGGGGCGGAGCGGGAGUGCUCGGCCGUCCUGCAGGAGUUUGAGCGCCUGGAACAGCGCCUCCUGGGGGCGGAGGGGUGCCAGCUACGCGUGCAGGAGCUGGAGGCGGAGCUGGAGGAGAUGCAGCAGCUGCGCAAGUCCCGCCUCUGUCUCCUGGAGGGGGAGGGGCUAGAGCAGACGUUGCUAAGCAACGCCCCGGAAACCGACACCCCCGAGGAGGAAGGGGGAGGGGGGGAGGCGGGGGAGGGGGGAGGCCAGGGAGGGGGAGGAGGGCAGGUGAGGAAGAGUUGCAGCGACACCGCCCUCAACGCCAUCUCGGCGCGGGACGCGUCGGGGCGGAGGCAGGGCAGCUACGCGCUCCACGCCAACGGUGUCCGUAAGCGCGGGAUGUCCAUCCUGAGGGAGGUGGACGAGCAGUAUCACGCUCUGCUGGAGAAGUACGAGGAACUGCUGGGGAAGUGCCGUCGUCACGAGGAGAGCCUGUGUCACGCCGGCGUCCAGACCUCCAGGCCUGUCUCCAGGGACCCGUCCAUGAGGGAGUGCAUCAUGCCCAGCGCGGGGCCCUCUCCUGGGGCCCUGGGAGCCACCGGAGGACCCCCCACCCCGCCCCAGACACCCUCCACUCCUGAGGCCCUGGAGGGCAUCAGCAGACAGGUGGAGCAGGUGGACAAGAGGCUGGGCCAGAACGCGCCAGAGUACAAGGCCCUGUUCAAGGAGAUCUUCUCCCGGCUGCAGAAGACCAAGAGAGACAUCAACUCCAGCAAAGGAAGGAAGGGCAGCAAGAAGGAGGAUCAGGAGAGAGAUCACAGGAAGACCAGCAAGUAAACUGAUCUCUCUCUCUCCAGGCUGGAUUCAUAGAUGAACAUAAAGGAGAAGUUGACACACAAGCCAAUGAAAGACCAGGAGCAUCUCCCCCCAGCUGGCCUCCACACACAGCAUAUUUCAAAGUGCUCUUUUAACACCAGGCGUGUUCAUUUUAGUCGUUGAGUGUUUAUAAGCGUAGGUCCACGCUCAUGAGGUGAAUCCAGAGAAACGCUCCUGGUGUUAAAAGAGCACUGUCCUGUGCAGUCCUCUGGCUCAUCAGAGUGAUCGCGCCUAGUGGGGUGACAUCACUUCCUGUCUGUGACUGCAAGCACUGAAAGCCAGGCGAAGGAGGGAGGGAAGGAGGGAGGAAGGAAAUGUUUCAAGGCUUCUCUUGAUUUUCCCUCCAAUGUUGAUGAUGUCAUAAACCCCUGUAUCUCUGAACUGCCAAACUCCAAGCCUUGUUUGUUGAUCUAAUGUUGUUUAUGCAGACAGCUAUCAUAGUCUGUGUUUAAUGAGACAAUCCUGCAAAAUAUUGUAAACACAACUAAGAUAAACCAGUGGUUCCGUAAUGUGUUGUUUAAAAUGUAGGUAAACAAACACUGAUGUGUGUUUGUGCCAGUGGUGGCGGCCAUGUUAUGGUAGUAAGUCUGAACACAGACUGUCACAACAGCUGAUGAUCGCUGCUCGUCUAGCUACAGUACCUCUCUAGGCAUGAGAAUGACGCAUGGAACUGCAACCUAGUAACAAACAAAUAAUCACUUAAUCUUGCCGAAUCUUAAUUCUAGUUGCACAAAAGUUGAAUUGAUAGGAUGCGAUGCUUGAUAUAAGUAACCAAAUUAUUUAUACUUAAACAUACCAAAGUCUCUGGUAUGUUUAAGCUUGUUUGUUUAGUGGCGAUAAAUGUCCAUUUAGGACUCCAUGUCUUCGAGAUGUCCGAGCGGUGUUGACGAUGCCAAAUGCACUGUUACGUUCACAGCCAACUAAGCUAUUAAUUUAUAUGUCCUGUGCAAGUACUGCAGAUUUACACAUAGUUUCAUAAGCUUCAGUUGACAUUUUGAUUAAAGGUAGAGUUAAAAGCCCAAAUUAUUUUUUAACUCCACCCAUCUGGGAUGCCCUGGCGUUCAAAAAAUUCUAAACUGCUGACUCAUACAAUGUGUUGAAGCGCAAUGAAGUCCCAUAUAACUUCGCUGAGGAAAUGUUUGUUUCGAACACAGUGAGGGAUGCCAGCUGCCAAACUUUACGUGUAUGCUUAAUUCGUUUUAAAGUCAAAACAUAGACAUAAAUAUACAGCUUUUUGGGGGGUGGACCAUUAAUGAGUCAUGGUACUAAACGUGCUUUAACAUUCUGUUCAAUAAAACUGUCUGCAAUAUC